Messenger RNA from Glossina fuscipes, 1204 nucleotides. RefSeq names its product C-factor (gene sni). Lineage: Eukaryota; Metazoa; Arthropoda; Insecta; Diptera; Glossinidae. Bases 311 to 1054 code for a protein of 247 amino acids. The record is from RefSeq and is a predicted model, not a curated record. The transcript is spliced from 4 exons.
ACGUAGACAGAUUUCUUUAAAAGCUUAUCUUGUUUGGUUUUUCCUUCGUAUCUGUCCAAAUAAAUUUUUAAUUAAAACCCAAUUAACCGCAUAUCAAAUUGUUAAAACCAGCAUUUUUAAACAUAUCUCUAUAUAUAUGCAUAUAUAUGCGCACAAAUAAUCACUUUUCACGGAAGUUUGACUUAUUUUUAUACACAUUUCAAGAUUACAUUUCGCGAGGAACGUUUGUGCUUGUUGCGCGAAAGUUAUUUAUUUGUUUUCCUUUUUUUUUUGCAGUGAGUUUCAGUCAAUAAUUAGCAUUUUGAAUAAAAUGAAUUCCAUAUUAAUAACCGGUUGUAAUCGAGGUUUGGGUUUAGGUAUUGUUAAAGCUUUAACGAGAUUGCCUAAACCGCCGCAAUAUUUGUUUGCUACAUGUCGCAAUAAGGAUCAGGCCAAGGAACUGCAAGACUUGGCUGCUCAAAACUCGAAUAUCCACAUUUUGGAAAUUGAUUUACGCAAUUAUGAUGCUUACGAAAAUUUGAUUAAACAAAUCGAAGAGAUUACUGAGAACAAUGGAUUAAAUGUGCUUUUUAAUAAUGCGGGCAUAGCGCCAAAAUCGACUAAAAUUACUGCUACUAAAAAGGAUGAUUUAAUGAACACUUUAGAGACUAAUACAGUGGUCCCGAUAAUGCUGGCUAAGGCUUGUUUACCCCUGUUGAAAAAAGCUGCUACUGUUCAAUCAAAUUUUGAUUUUGGUGUUCAACGUGCUGCCAUAUUAAAUAUGAGUUCCAUAUUGGGAUCGAUUGAAGCGAAUGCGGACGGUGGUUUAUACGCUUAUCGGACUUCAAAAGCGGCUCUGAACGCCGCGACGAAAUCCUUGAGCAUCGAUUUGCUUGCUGAUAAGAUUCUAUGCGUAGCUUUACACCCGGGCUGGGUACGUACCGAUUUAGGUGGCUCCAGAGCUCCUCUGGAGGUGGACGAAACUAUGACAAAGCUAGUUGAUACUGUUUUGCAAUUAAAUGCUACGCAUAAUGGCGGUUUCUAUCAAUAUGAUGGCGAAAAGUUGCCGUGGUAAACGGUGACGAUCAUAUGAAAUUUCCAAUUAAUUCAAGAAAUAUUUUACAUUUGAUGUGAAUUAACGACAAAAUCACAUUUAAUUAAAAAUUACGUAUCCUUCUUGAAUUUACCUUUAGUGUUGCUUAUUAUUAUUAAACUCGCUUGCAAA